AUGUCUUUUGCUUGGACAGUGUUAGUAGUAGUUUUCCUCCUUCCUGGUGCUUACUGUUUCAGCAGAGAUGAAUUCCCUUCUCACUUUGUCUUUGGUGCAUCAACCUCAGCCUACCAGGUUGAAGGUGCAGCAGAUAAAGAUGGUAGGAAGCCAAGUAUUUGGGAUACUUUCAGUCAUGCUGGAAAUGGAAAUAUGUACCAAGGUAAUGGAGAUAUUGCAAGUGACCAAUAUCACAAAUAUAAGGAAGAUGUGCAACUCAUGGCCAAUAUGGGUUUAGAUGCCUAUAGAUUUUCAAUAUCAUGGUCAAGACUUAUUCCAGAUGGAAAAGGGCCUGUCAAUCCUAAAGGAUUACAGUAUUACAACAAUGUUAUCAAUGAACUCAUAAGCCACGGAAUCCAACCACAUGUUACGUUACACCAUUGGGAUCUACCACAAACACUUGAGGAUGAAUACGGAGGAUGGGUUAAUCGAAGCAUCGUGAAAGAUUUCACAGCAUAUGUGGAUGUGUGCUUCAAAGAGUUUGGUGAUAGAGUUAAGUAUUGGACCACAGUGAAUGAGGGAAAUGUGUAUGCAAUGUUUGGCUAUGAUAUUGGAAUCUUACCACCUCAGAGAUGUUCUCCAUCCUUUAUAGCUAAUUGCUCAAAGGGAAAUUCUUCAACUGAGCCAUAUUUGGCAGCUCAUCAUAUGUUGCUAGCACAUGCUUCAGCUGCAAGAUUGUAUAGGACAAAAUAUAAGAGCAUGCAACAUGGUUUUAUUGGGUUUAAUAUUCUUGCUUUUGGUUAUGUUCCAAUUACAAAUACUAGUGGAGAUAUAAUUGCGGCUCAAAGAGCCCGAGAUUUCAUGAUGGGGUGGUUUCUAAACCCAUUGACAUUUGGUGAUUAUCCUGAUAUAAUGAAAAGAAAUGUUGGUUCAAGACUUCCUUCCUUCACCAAAAAGGAAUCGAAUCUCGUCAAAGGAUCAAUUGAUUUUUUAGGAAUAAACUUUUACUACUCAUUUUAUGUUAAGAAUAAACCUGACAAACAACACAUAGAGGAUAGAGAUUAUAGGGCAGAUAUGGAAGUUGAAACUAUAGAUCUUAUACCAAAUGAUACUUCUAUAUAUGAGGUUCCGAUUACAACAUGGAUUUUGCAAGAUGUGCUAGACUCGGUGAAGAACGAUUAUGGAGAUUUUCCAAUUUACAUACACGAAAAUGGCCAAAAAACAUUCAGUAAUUCAUCAUUAGAUGAUUGGUCUAGGGUGAAGUACUUGCAUGAAUACAUUGGAAGCAUGGCUAAUGCACUAAGGAGUGGAUCAAAUGUAAAAGGUUAUUUUGUAUGGAGCUUGUUGGAUUCAUUCGAAAUAUUGGGUGGAUAUGAAAUAAGUUAUGGCUUAUAUUAUGUUGAUAUGAAGGAUCCUAAUUUGAAGAGACAACCUAAACUCUCUGCUGAGUGGUAUGCAAAUUUUCUUAAGGGGAAACCUAUGGAUCCAAAGGUUAUGAUUAAGAUUGAGAAGAAUCCACUUUUGCCUUCACACACAUUCUUCCUGCAUAAUGCCAAGUAG
Molecule: messenger RNA, 1539 nt
Organism: Vicia faba (fava bean)
Lineage: Eukaryota; Viridiplantae; Streptophyta; Magnoliopsida; Fabales; Fabaceae
Source: the annotation of a GenBank genome assembly